Messenger RNA from Chaetomium globosum CBS 148.51, 792 nucleotides. RefSeq lists its product as uncharacterized. The coding region runs from base 1 to 792 and encodes 263 amino acids. The transcript has 3 exons. The record is from RefSeq and is a predicted model, not a curated record. Lineage: Eukaryota; Fungi; Ascomycota; Sordariomycetes; Sordariales; Chaetomiaceae.
AUGUUCUCCCCAACACGUGAAGUCAGUCUGUCACCUGCGAUGCCGACAGCUAGUCCCGCAGCUUCCAUGCUGCAAAGAUCCUUUUCGCCGUCUUCGAGGGACGUUGACACAGGCUGUCUCUUCGCUCAGGCCGUCGAUGCCUUUGGCUACAUUCAGCUGGCCCGGGACUUCUCCAUCGAUUACGAGCGAUGCCAGCUGCGGCUUGACGUUGAGCGACGGCGACUUGUCAAGUGGGGUAUCGCCAUCGAUGUCCAAGGGGACCCUCGAUUCAACAAAGAAGAUGAGAAAUUCGUCAGAGGGACCAUCCAAGCAAUCAUCGACCAGUUUCAGCGCGCACAAGGCAUGUCUUCACGCUACAAGCAGAACAUCAGCCCCAAGGAGCAGAAGGCGCUGGUCAUUUUCGAGCCGGAAAGGGACUUGAGCGAGCCUGCGCGGAAGGGGCACAGGAAGUUCUCGGAGCUCUGCGGAAAUGCUAUCGCCAAGACGGGACAUGAAGUUGCCCGAAGGGCGUACUGGGCCAUCUACGACGGCAAAAGCCUCGAGACCCUCGUCACUAGUAUCCAAGACGAUAUCUCCGCUCUUGUUGAGCUUGCUCCAGCGACGCCCAAGUUCGAAACCAAGAUGGCCGAGCUAACAGCCGGGGAUGCUACGGAACUGGAUAAGCUGGGAUGCCUAAGGGAGGUGGCCCAGGCUGCUGUUGGCGUUGACAAUGAUCUGGCGGCGAUUUUGAAAGCCAAACUGCAGCCCUCUAGACAUGACCAGUACAAGCCUUGGCAAGGUUCGGGAACUUGA